AUGCCAUCACCCCCUCGCCCUCUCUUUUUCUCUCGAAUCAUAUCUUUUCUCCUUUCUCUUUCUCUGCCCCACUUCUUAUCGCUAUCUCGCUCUCACUCUGAAUACGUCACUCUCUCUCUGUUUGUAUUUCUUUCCUUCUCUCUCCAUAUUUCUUAUUCUCUUUCCAUCGUUCUUUUUUUUCUGUUAGUUUCUUACAGUUGUUUCUUUCUCUAUCUUUAUCUAUCUCUCUUUCUCUCUCGUUUCUAUUUUAUUUCUUUUCCCCCCUUACUUUCUUCUACUCUAUUUCUCGCCUACUCUCGCUUUUUCUCCCCCUUUCUCUUUUUCUCUGUUUCUUCAUCUCAUUUUCACUAUUUUUUUCUCCCCCUUUCUCUUUCGCUCCUAUCAUUUUCCUCUUUAUCUCCCUUCAUCCGUUCACCAUUACUUCUCUCUUUUUCUUCUUUCUUUUCUUUUUCUCCUCCUCGCUCUUUCUGUAUAUGCCUUUAUUUCUCCCAUUCUAUUGCCCUGUUUCUCUCUCUAUCUUUUUCUCACUAUUUUUAUCUUUAUUUCUUUUUCGAUUCCGCCGACUUAUUCUCCCACACUAUUGUGGAGGAGACCUGGGGAGGGCCUGUAUAUGUUCAUAUCUAUCUAUCUAUCUAUCUAUCUAUCUAUCUAUCUAUCUAUCUAUCUCAAUCAACAGUUGUCUUCUACCGGUUGAUAAUGUCUUGCCAUUUUCCCUCAGCUCGUCGGCGCACCGUCCAUCAACCGGCGCGAUUGUAUUCGAUCGAUUAA
Acanthosepion pharaonis is the source of this 768-nucleotide messenger RNA. The record is from the annotation of a GenBank genome assembly. Lineage: Eukaryota; Metazoa; Mollusca; Cephalopoda; Sepiida; Sepiidae.